AGCCAGGAAACUGGCUGGGGAGUGACACUCGCAGGCUGCAGCAAACCUCAAAAUAAGGAGGCAACUGCCUCUCUCCUCCUCCUCCUCUCCAUCGCCCCACAGCACACCUUUCUUUUCUUUUCUGCUGCUGCUGCUGCUGCUUUUUUUUUUAAGCCUCACGGAAGGUUUUACUUAUAGAUCAACUUUCAAAAUGUAGGAAUUCAGAAUGGGUGACAUCAUCAGAAAGAUAUGUGGAGCUGAUCUCGACAAGAAGUGAAGAACCCAGAGCAAGAAGGCGGUUAUAACUCCUGAGUCCAGGCAGUUGGCAGCGUCUGGGUUUCAGAGGAGCCAGCGCCUCCGAGCUGUCUUGAAGUGAGGCUCUGCUAAACCACUCUUCUUCUGGCUGUAAGAGCUGAAUGCUGUGACCAUUAAUUUGUUGAACCAAGACUCUGAGGCUGAUAUGCAAUGUCACUUACAACAUUAAUCAGACACUGCAUUUAAGUGCUGGUAUCAGUGGUUUGAUUUUCAGCAGAUGUGACAGUGGCCUUUGCAGUGGUCAGCUCCAGGCUUUGAACUCUCAGAGGAGGAAGGGAAAAAAAUUCAACACGCUACUUCCUUGGUUGCAGCCUCAGAGAAACCUUGGAUGAGAAACUUCUUUUUUCAAACCUGUUUUCCUGUUGAUAAAUUCAGUUCUCGUGAUCACAGUACAUUCAAGCUGUUCUGCGUAUGGUUUUGUGUGUGUGUGACAAUUGCAUCUAAAACUUGAGAGCAAGAAGACGGAGAAAUCAGUUGGUCUCCAUCGCUUUACAUAAAAAUGGCUGAAUGUCUUGUGAUGCUAGCACUGCAUUAAGUGAUACACACAGAUCUCGAUGUGGUGGAGAUGGAGGACUCAGAACCAAGGAUUUCCAAGUGAUUUCUUCCAGAGCACGAGAAACUAACUCUGUUAAGCCUGCUCUGUUCUAACUGAGAUGACAGUCAUGUCCCUUUCCAGGGACCUCAAGGACGACUUUCACAGCGACACCGUGCUCUCCAUCUUGAAUGAGCAGCGCAUUCGGGGCAUUUUAUGUGAUGUCACUAUCAUUGUGGAAGACACCAAAUUUAAAGCCCACAGCAAUGUCCUGGCUGCUUCAAGCCUUUAUUUCAAAAAUAUCUUUUGGAGCCAUACCAUCUGUAUUUCCAGCCACGUCCUGGAGCUGGAUGAUCUCAAAGCCGAAGUGUUUACAGAAAUCCUUAAUUAUAUCUACAGCUCCACAGUCGUCGUCAAGAGACAAGAAACAGUCACUGAUCUCGCAGCUGCAGGAAAGAAGCUGGGAAUAUCCUUCUUGGAAGAUCUCACCGAUCGCAACUUUUCAAAUUCCCCAGGUCCUUAUGUAUUCUGCAUUACCGAAAAGGGAGUGGUUAAAGAAGAAAAAAAUGAAAAAAGGCAUGAAGAACCAGCCGUCACUAAUGGGCCAAGGAUCACAAAUGCCUUUUCCAUCAUCGAAACAGAAAAUAGUAAUAACAUGUUCUCUCCGCUGGACUUGAGGGCAAGUUUCAAAAAGGUCUCCGACUCCAUGAGAACCACCAGCCUUUGCCUGGAGAGGACUGACGUCUGCCCCGAGGUGGAGCCCGUGCGCACCCUCGCCGAGCACUCCUACGCCGUGUCUUCCGUGGCUGAGGCUUACAGAAGUCUGCCUGUACGGGAGCGGGACAGCAGUUCACCUGGGAAAACAGGUAAAGAAAACUGCGAAGCUGUUACAGCAAAACCGAAAACGUGCCGAAGGCCAAAGACACUCUCCGUGCCCCAGGAUUCGGAUUCGCCUCCAGAAAAUGUACCCCCCCCUCCGGCAACCAACGUGGAAAUGAAUCAAGAAGGAAGUCCACAGCCGGCUGCAAUUCUUUCCCUUUCAAAAUCCCCCAACAACAACGCAGGAGAGGUGCAUUUUCCCAGGGCAGAUGAAAACAAAUCCUCCGAUGUCCCCACCCUGCCAGCCACAGAGGUGCCGCCUCUCAUUUACAAUUGUAGCUGUUGUUCCAAAUCCUUCGACAGUAGCACUUUGCUCAGCGCCCACAUGCAGCUUCACAAGCCAACCCAGGAGCCCUUGGUGUGCAGGCAUUGCAACAAACAGUUCAGCACCCCCAACAGACUGGACCGGCACGAGCAGAUCUGCAUGAGGUCAAGCCACAUGCCCGUUCCUGGAGGGACUCAGCGCUGCUUAGAAAACUAUCCCACCAUUGGGCGGAAUGGAGGUGCAUUCACAGCCCCAGAACCUUUGCUGUCUGAGAAUAGGAUUGGUGACUUUUCCAGUCCCGGAAGUACCUUGCCAGACACGGAACACAUGGUUAAAUUUGUUAACGGGCAAAUGCUCUACAGCUGCGUAGUGUGCAAACGUAGUUACGUGACUUUAUCCAGCCUCCGAAGACAUGCCAAUGUUCACUCGUGGAGAAGAACGUAUCCUUGCCAUUACUGCAACAAAGUAUUUGCGUUGGCUGAGUACAGGACAAGACAUGAGAUUUGGCACACAGGAGAAAGGCGGUAUCAGUGCAUUUUCUGCCUGGAAACGUUCAUGACCUACUAUAUACUCAAAAACCACCAGAAGUCUUUCCAUGCCAUCGACCAUAGACUUUCCAUCAGUAAGAAAACAGCAAACGGGGGCUUGAAGCCUAGUGUCUAUCCGUAUAAGCUUUAUAGGCUCCUGCCCAUGAAAUGCAAGAGGGCUCCUUACAAGAGCUACCGACAUUCUUCCUAUGAAAAUACCCGAGAAAACAGUCAGAUGAACGAGUCUGCACCUGGCCCCUAUGUUAUUCAGAAUCCACACGGCUCUGAACUGCCUACUCUGAAUUUCCCAAACAGUGUAAACACCUUGACCACCAGUCCAGCCAUCCCACUGGAAACACCAGCACGUCAGGAUGUACCCACUUCCACCAGUGGACAAAACGCAGAGGGCACCAAAUGGGGAGAGAGGGCAGAGUUGAAAGUUGAUCUGGACAAUAACUUUUAUUCAGCAGAGGUGUCAGUUUCUUCCGCUGAAAAUGCCGUCAGUUCGGGCCUCCUCCGGGCAGGGGACGCGCCCGUUUUGUCUGUGAGUAGCGGCAGUGAGAGCUCCACCUCUGUGAUCAGCUACAGUGGCUCAGCCCCCUCGGUCAUCGUGCACAGCAGCCAGUUUUCAUCGGUGAUAAUGCACAGCAACGCCGUUGCUGCCACAAGCAGCCAUGACCCCAGAGCCCCUUCAGACCCAGCUGGCAGUCAGACCCCUAGAGACGAUGGCAAACCCGAGCCAGACAAAGUGGGGAGGCUUGUCAGCAGACCCAAGAGCAUGAAGGAGAAAAAGAAAACCAUCCUGUGUAACAGGGGAGAAGUGCCGGAGGAGUCCAGAUACAUUGCUGAUCCUGGAGGGUCACUGAGCAAAACCACAAAUAGCGUUCAAGAAACUGGUAAAAUUGAAACCUAUAUCGCAAAGCCUGCUCUCCCGGGAACCUCCACAAACAGCAACGUCGCGCCCCUUUGCCAGAUAACGGUGAAAAUCGGGAACGAAGCCAUUGUGAAAAGGCACAUCCUAGGAUCUAAAUUGUUCUAUAAAAGAGGGAGGAGGCCCAAGUACCAAGUGCAGGAGGAGGCUCCGCCACGAGAGAGUGAACAGGAGACCAACGGAGACAGCCCGAUCGGGCUCUGCCAGUCCGAGUGUGUGGAGAUGAGUGAGAUGUUUGACGAUGCCAGUGACCAGGAUUCCACGGACAAACCGUGGCGCCCUUACUACAACUACAAACCCAAAAAGAAAUCCCGACAGUUGAGAAAGAUGAGGAGAGCCAACUGGAGGAAGGAGCAUGAAAACAGGAGCCCGAGCAGCAAAUGUAAAUACCCGGCCGAACUGGACUGCGCGGUGGGGAAGGCUCCCCAGGAGAAGGCCUUCGAGGAAGAAGAAAAUAAAGAGAUGCCCAAGUUGCAGUGUGAACUCUGCGACGGAGACAAAGCCUUGGGGGCUGGGAAUCAAGGGAGGCCCCACCGGCAUCUCACGGCCAGGCCUUAUGCGUGUGAGCUCUGCUCCAAGCAGUUCCAGAGCCCCUCCACCCUGAAGAUGCACAUGAGGUGUCACACGGGAGAGAAGCCGUACCAGUGCAAGACCUGCGGACGGUGCUUCUCGGUGCAAGGCAACCUGCAGAAACACGAGCGCAUCCACCUGGGCGUGAAGGAGUUCGUCUGUCAGUAUUGCAACAAGGCCUUCACGUUGAACGAGACCCUCAAAAUCCACGAAAGGAUCCACACUGGCGAAAAGCGAUACCACUGUCAGUUCUGCUUUCAGAGUUUUUUGUAUCUCUCCACGAAAAGGAAUCAUGAGCAGAGGCAUAUCCGAGAGCAUGAUGGGAAGGGCCAUGCCUGCUUCCAGUGCCCCAAGAUCUGCAAAACAGCUGCUGCGCUUGGAAUGCACCAGAAGAAACACUUAUUCAAAAGCCCAGGUCAGAGGGAGAAGACAGAAGGUGACACGGGCCACGAGAACUCAAAUCCCCUGGAGAAUCCACAUUUCAUUGAUUCAGAAGACAAUGACCAAAAGGAUAAUGGACAAACCGUUGUUGACAAUGUCCUUUGAAUGGUGAUACUUAGAAAAAUCUUCGCAACUAUAAGUUGGUGGGUUUGGGUUUUUCGGGUUUUCUUUUUUGUUGUUGUUGUUGUUGUUUUUAAGUUAGCCGUUUUCUUUUGUUUCUGUUUAAUUUUGUUCACAUAACAGUCAUGAAGGAGUGAAAUGUAACAAAGAAAAUCUCAGUUGUGAAAAUUCCAGAAAAAGGAUCCUAAUAUCUACUUUGGGUUUUAGCAUUAACUUCAUGCAAAGUACACAAAAACAAAGUAGCUGAAUCUUCCAAUAUCCCAAGUGACCUGUGAAAGUUUAUGAAGUUCUCAGCUAUGAUAUUGCUGCCAGUCGGGGGGAAAGAAAAGAGUUUCAUUUUAGCGUAAUUUAAAACUUUCUAAUAAGUGCUAAUAGGAACUGGCUGCUGAACUGUCUUUAGUCACUGGAGAAAAUAAGGGUCAGAUGUCAUGAAAAUGUCAUCUUCAUAAAUAAGUUCAAAGGUAAAUGAGCUAUGACAGUCAUUGUUCCCAACCAACUUCUAUUAAAAUUGUUUAAAUUAAUGGAUACAUAUGAAAUAAUAUAGUUGAAAAUAUGUGUGAAAUGAGUAACCCGAGUAGGACAUUCGUACGUUACCUAGAACUACUUUUCUGCAACACAAACCUUGUAAAAUACAUAUAUAAAUCACUCUAACUUUUAACUGUCCACGUCCCCUGUAGUGAAUUAUAAUGAUGAGCAAUAGAUCUGCAAAUAAUGAGGACUGAUGUAAAAAUCAGUAGAAAGCAUUUUGAAUAUUACUUAAGAGCAUGUGUAUGCUUUUAGAUGGAAUGCUGUUCUCUUGAAGUUAUGGCUGAGCUGUUAUUAGAACUGGUCUACUCAAGUCACAGAAAACAUAGGUCAUGCCUUAUCCAUGGGGGAGAGCCUUCCCAGAAGUUACCUGUGGUUACCUGUGCUGUGCUGUAUAUUACUUUGCAAUGGCCUCACUUCAGAAAAUGAACAAAGGUCAGAUUCUUCUGAAACUCCCUGCAGUCUUCCAUCCACCACAAGGCCAUGGACAUGGAGGUCUUUCCAGAUAGAUUUAACCAGUCUCAAGGGUUCAAGUAAAACCUGACGCCUUCCAUGCCACUGAAGGAGUGUCCAGGAAAUUUAGCGCAAAGCAUGUGUACGGCGGUGAAUUCCCAGGCACUUGAAAGUGACAGAAAGCCCAAUCCCUACAAUGGUUAGCCUUCUUGGA
Molecule: messenger RNA, 5751 nt
Organism: Kogia breviceps (pygmy sperm whale)
Lineage: Eukaryota; Metazoa; Chordata; Mammalia; Artiodactyla; Physeteridae
Gene: ZBTB38
Product: zinc finger and BTB domain containing 38
Biological process (GO): regulation of transcription by RNA polymerase II
Cellular component (GO): nucleus
Molecular function (GO): DNA-binding transcription factor activity, RNA polymerase II-specific; protein binding
Source: RefSeq, a predicted model, not a curated record